AUGAAAAUGGCCGUAGGAAGAUAUCUUGGGUUUCAUGGGAACGAUUAUCUCUUCCAAAGAAUGAAGGUGGGAUGGGCUUCAAGGAUCUUCAUAGGUAGAUACCACAGAUCAUCGACGUUCUUAGAGUCUUUGUGUGGGGGAAGUCCAUCAUAUGGAUGGAGAUCAGUUCAAGCGGGAAAGGACCUGCUAAAGAAAGGGUUACGUAUUCGGCUAGGUAAUGGAAAGGAUACAAAUGUGUUGCUAGAUCAUUGGUUACCAGUUUUGCCUCCACGAGCUGCAAAUGGUAUUAUCCGUGAUCUAGAUAUGCGUGUUGAGGAGUUAUGUAAUCAAGGAAGACGAGAAUGGGAUUUAGAGAAGCUUAAUCAGAUUCUAACGCCAGAGGAUGUGGCAUUAGCAAGGUCAAUCAAGCUAUCAAAUUACGCAAAUGAAGAUGUGAUUAUAUGGCCGUAUACAACUAAUUCUAAGUAUUCGGUUAAAUCUGGUUAUUGGGUAGCCACACAUAAUGUGGAAGAUCAUGAAAAGAUUAUACCACCACCAGGUAAUUUGGAAGUCAAGAAAGCUAUAUGGAAAUUGCAUAUACCACCGAAGAUUCAACAUUUUCUAUGGAAAGCAGUUGCAGGAGCUAUACCGACGGCGGAGAGGUUAUGUUCGCGAACUGUUUCUAUUGAUCCAAUAUGCCCAAGGUGUUGCUUACAGGAAGAGACUAUUAAUCAUGUUUUGUUUGAUUGUGUACAUGCUAAUUCAGUCUGGAGAUGUUCAGGUUUCACGCAAUUUGGUAGAGGAAAACAUCAAAACAAUGAUCAAAAUAAAGGAGAUGAACACUUUGCUGGAGGAGAAAUGAUUCCUUCCGUUUUGGACAAGUUGGAUGAUAUGGAAAGCACGGAAUGA
This is a messenger RNA of Microthlaspi erraticum, 888 nucleotides long. Lineage: Eukaryota; Viridiplantae; Streptophyta; Magnoliopsida; Brassicales; Brassicaceae. The record is from the annotation of a GenBank genome assembly.